AUGAACGGCACCACUAAAGCUCCCGAUGCUUUCCCGGCCCCCAACCAGUCGCAGCUGGAGUCGUUGCCGGGUCUGACGCCGCCGCAGCAAGUCCCUGCCCAUAAUGGUGCAGGGUGGGAAUUUCUCCAGGGGAUGAACAUCACCCUGCAGGGUCAUUGCGAGUGCCUGGGUAGACAAAUGCAGACCUGGAAGGGCUCGUACUCCCUUGACUCUCGCUGGGAUGCUCAGCAAAAGCUCGUUCCCCAGUUCCCAGGCCAGGGUGCUAGCCAUCAACAGCCCGAGACUCAGCUGAAGGCACAAAUGGAGAUUGCUGGGGCGCAGCUUGAAGAAAAUAAGAAGAAGCGCAAACGUGAUGGGCAGCGCCGGAAGGACAGAAAGCUCGAACAUCGGCAGAAAGAGCAGCAGCAGCAGCAGCAACAGCAACAGCAACAGCAACAGCAACAGCAACAGCAACAGCAACAGCAACAGCAACAGCAACAGCAACAGCAACAGCAACAGCAACAGCAACAGCAACAAGAAGAUGAACUGCUGCAACUGCUGCAACAACAACUGCUGCAAUACCAGCAGCUGCAACAACAACAACUUCAGGCCCAGCAGCUCCAAGCCCAGCAGCUCCAGUCUCAACCACAGUCUCAACCACAGUCUCAACCACAGUCUCAGCUUCAGACCCUGUCCCAGUCCCAGCACCAGUCCCCCCAGUCCCCCCAGUCUGCCCAGUCCCAGGGUGCAGACCACUGGAGCGACCUGGAUUGGCUCGUAAAUUCCAAUCUCGGGACCGCCGCCAUAGGACAAGGGCAGAUCGACCUGUUGUUCGACGAAAUGGAUGGGUCCGACAACACGCAACAAGAGCAAGCCCAGGCCUUCGACGAGAUGAUCAUUUCGAGCGUUCCUCCUCCCAACGUUGACGCUCCAGAGCCAUGGGUUCCUCCACCGCCUACAACCUUCGAGGAUGUGUAUCGCCAACAAGAUAAGGAAGGUGGCGUUGAACUCGGCCCUUAUUCUGCCAUGUUGUCUGAAUGGGAGCAUUCAAUGAGCGGUCGUAGCUAA
Molecule: messenger RNA, 1047 nt
Organism: Colletotrichum tamarilloi
Lineage: Eukaryota; Fungi; Ascomycota; Sordariomycetes; Glomerellales; Glomerellaceae
Exons: 1
Coding region: 1-1047 (348 amino acids)
Source: RefSeq, a predicted model, not a curated record